AUGUUGUAUGGUUCUAAAUUUUAACAAAAUAAAGCGAAUAAAUAAAAGUAAACCCAUUUUAUAAUUGAGAUGAAGAAUUAAAAUUAAUCGUUUACUAAAAUGUGAAUUAAGAACAUAAUUAAAUUUGAAAAAGCAAUUAAGAUUGAGUUCAGAUAUUUAAGUUGAAAAAAAAUAUAAAAUAGAUGGAUUAUAAAAUGAUGAAAUCUAAGAAUAUAAUUUUUAGAAAGGUAUGGUUACUUCUGAUAUUUACAGCAAUUGAUAUAUUUUGUUUCAAUUUUAAAUAAGAAGAAUCAAACUAAAGGCAUGAAAAUUCAGAAUAUUAUAAUAAUUAAGGUAAAUUUAAACCAAUAUUCCAAAAAGCAAAUACAUUAGUUGAAAAAAAUCAAUAUAAAGAAGCAUUAUAAUUUUAUGAUUUAGCUAUUUAGAGAAAUCCCAAAAAUUCACUUUAUUAUUUUAAAAAAGGUACAUUUCAACAUUCAUAUUUCUAAGCUUUUGCUUUAAUGGAAUUAGAUGAAUUUGAGCAAGCAAUAAAAUAUUACGAUUUAGCAAUAGAGAUACAUCCUGAAAUCCCAGAAUAUUAUAACAAGAAAUGUAUUUGAAAAUUCAUUCUUUUAGCAUAAACUUUAAUGCUUAUGGAUAGAUGUAGAGAAUCAUUAAAAUUUCUUGAUUUAUGUAUCUCUAAAAAUCCACAAAAUUCAAAUUAUUAUUACGAUAAAGGUAUAUUGGGUUAUUCAUCUUUAUUAGCGUCUGCUUUAGUUGAUUUGAGAAGAUUUGAAGAAGCGCUAUAAUAUUAAGAUUUAGCUAUUUAGAUAAAUUCUGAAAUAUCAGAUUACUACAAUUACAAAGGUAUAGCUGAGCGAUCAACCUUUUUUUAGCAACUAUUUUAACGCAUAUGAAUAGGCUAGGAGACGCAUUAAAAAAUUGUGAUUUAGCUAUUCAGAAAAACUCUGAAAAAUCAUUAUAUUUUCUUACAAAAGGUAGAAUUAGUAAACAUUUAAUGUAGCUGAUGUUUUAUAUAAAAUGAACAGAUUUGAGGAAGCAUUGUAGUAUUUUGACUAGGCUAUUUGCAAAAGUUCUGAAAAUCCAGAAUAUUAUAAUAGCAAAGGUAUAUUUUUAACAGUCAUCCUUUAUAGCAAUUACAUUAAUGAAAAUGGAUAGAUUAGAAGAGGCAUUGAAAUUUUUUGAUUUAGCCAUAUUUAAAAACCCUGAAGAACCACUUUAUUUUAAUAACAAGGGUAUAAUAUGCCAUGUAUUUCUUUAGCUGAAUUACUAAAAAAGAUGGGUAGAUUUGAAGAAGCAUUGAAGUAUUGCAAUUUAGCAAUUUAAAGAAACCCUGAAGAUUCAUAUUACAUCAAUAAAUAAGGUAAAAUUAGUCAAGUAUUCUCAUGUAGGUGAAGUGUUAUCAAAAAUGAGUAGAUUUGAAGAAGCAUUACAAUUAUACGACAAGGCUAUUAAAAACAACUCUGAAAUGCCAGAAUAUUAUUAUAACAAAGGUUAAUUUUCCAUAGUCAUCCUUUUUAGCAAUUACAUUAAUGGAAAUGAAUAGAGUGGAAGAGGCAAUUAACUUUUUUGAUUUUGCUAUCUAGAAAAACCCUGAAGAAUCAGUUUAUUUUGGUAACAAAGGUAUUAUUAACCAUAUCUAAUUAUUUAGCUCAAGCUUUAUCAAAAAUAAAUAGAAAUGAAGAAGCAUUAGAAUAUUGUGAUUUAGCUAUUUAGAUAAACCCUGAAAUCUCAUCAAACUAUUGUUAAAAAGGUAUUCAGAAUGCAUUCUUAUUAGCAUCUACUUUAAUGUAAAUGAAUAGAUAAGAAGAAGCUUUAUUAAAUUGUGAUAUGGCUAUUUAGAGAAAUCCUGAAAUUUUUGAAUAUUAUAAUAACAAAGGUAUAUUUAUAACAUUUAAGCUUUUUGCAGCAAUCGCUUUAAUAUAAAUGAAUCGAUUUGAAUAGGCGUUAAAAUCAUUAGAUCUAGCUAUUUAUUAUAACCCAUAAAAUUCAUAGUUAUAUACUAACAAAUGUAAAUAUCACUACUUUUUUAUAGCUGAAACAUUACAUUUAAUGAAUAGGUUUGAAGAAGCAUUAUAAUAGAAUGAUAUUGCCAUUUUAAAAACGUCUGACAAUUCGGACAAUUUUUAUAACAGAUGUAGAAAUAACUCCCAUAAUUUUCAAGCUGAAACUUUACAAAAAAUGAAUAGAUUUGAAGAAGCAUUAUAAUAUUGUGAUUUAGCUAUUUAGCAAAACCCUGAAAUCUCAGAUAACUAUUUUUAAAAAGGUGUUUUCGAAUAUAUUCUUAUUAGCAUCUAUUUUAUUAAAAAUGAAUAGAUUAGAAGAAGCAUUAGAUUAUUGCAAUAUGACUAUUUAGAGAAACCCUGAAUUGUCAUAGGCUUAUAAUUAAAAGGGUAUAAUUGAAUAAGUGUACUUUUUAGCAUUAAUUUUAGUAGAAUUGCAAAGAUUUUAAGAAGCAUUAUCAUAUUAUGAUUUAGCUAUUUAGAUAAAUCCUGAAGCAUCCGAAUAUUUUCAUAACAAAGGUAUAAGAGACAUUCAUCCUUUCUAGCAUAUGCUUUAUAGGAAAUGAAUUUAUAUAAAGAAGCAUUGUUAUAUUAUGAAUUGGCUAUUAAUAAAAACCCUAAUAACCCAGAUCACGAUAUAGGAAAAGGUAAUCAUAUUUUGAAUAUUUUUGCAGCAAUAACCCUAGAUAUGAUGAAUAGAUAUUCAGAAGCAUUAGAAUAUUGUGAUUCUGCUAUCUAGAAAAAUCCUGAAGAAUCAGGUUAUUUUUUUUGUAAAGGUAGAUAUUAUAAUAUGAAGUUGUGUAGCAAGAACUCUAGAAAAUAUGAAUAGAUAUGAAGAAGCAUUAGAAUAUUAUGAUUUGGCAAUUUAGAAGAACCCUGAAAAAUCAGAAUAUUAUAUUGGUAAAGGUACANACAAAGGUUAAUUUUCCAUAGUCAUCCUUUUUAGCAAUUACAUUAAUGGAAAUGAAUAGAGUGGAAGAGGCAAUUAACUUUUUUGAUUUUGCUAUCUAGAAAAACCCUGAAGAAUCAGUUUAUUUUGGUAACAAAGGUAUUAUUAACCAUAUCUAAUUAUUUAGCUCAAGCUUUAUCAAAAAUAAAUAGAAAUGAAGAAGCAUUAGAAUAUUGUGAUUUAGCUAUUUAGAUAAACCCUGAAAUCUCAUCAAACUAUUGUUAAAAAGGUAUUCAGAAUGCAUUCUUAUUAGCAUCUACUUUAAUGUAAAUGAAUAGAUAAGAAGAAGCUUUAUUAAAUUGUGAUAUGGCUAUUUAGAGAAAUCCUGAAAUUUUUGAAUAUUAUAAUAACAAAGGUAUAUUUAUAACAUUUAAGCUUUUUGCAGCAAUCGCUUUAAUAUAAAUGAAUCGAUUUGAAUAGGCGUUAAAAUCAUUAGAUCUAGCUAUUUAUUAUAACCCAUAAAAUUCAUAGUUAUAUACUAACAAAUGUAAAUAUCACUACUUUUUUAUAGCUGAAACAUUACAUUUAAUGAAUAGGUUUGAAGAAGCAUUAUAAUAGAAUGAUAUUGCCAUUUUAAAAACGUCUGACAAUUCGGACAAUUUUUAUAACAGAUGUAGAAAUAACUCCCAUAAUUUUCAAGCUGAAACUUUACAAAAAAUGAAUAGAUUUGAAGAAGCAUUAUAAUAUUGUGAUUUAGCUAUUUAGCAAAACCCUGAAAUCUCAGAUAACUAUUUUUAAAAAGGUGUUUUCGAAUAUAUUCUUAUUAGCAUCUAUUUUAUUAAAAAUGAAUAGAUUAGAAGAAGCAUUAGAUUAUUGCAAUAUGACUAUUUAGAGAAACCCUGAAUUGUCAUAGGCUUAUAAUUAAAAGGGUAUAAUUGAAUAAGUGUACUUUUUAGCAUUAAUUUUAGUAGAAUUGCAAAGAUUUUAAGAAGCAUUAUCAUAUUAUGAUUUAGCUAUUUAGAUAAAUCCUGAAGCAUCCGAAUAUUUUCAUAACAAAGGUAUAAGAGACAUUCAUCCUUUCUAGCAUAUGCUUUAUAGGAAAUGAAUUUAUAUAAAGAAGCAUUGUUAUAUUAUGAAUUGGCUAUUAAUAAAAACCCUAAUAACCCAGAUCACGAUAUAGGAAAAGGUAAUCAUAUUUUGAAUAUUUUUGCAGCAAUAACCCUAGAUAUGAUGAAUAGAUAUUCAGAAGCAUUAGAAUAUUGUGAUUCUGCUAUCUAGAAAAAUCCUGAAGAAUCAGGUUAUUUUUUUUGUAAAGGUAGAUAUUAUAAUAUGAAGUUGUGUAGCAAGAACUCUAGAAAAUAUGAAUAGAUAUGAAGAAGCAUUA
Paramecium octaurelia is the source of this 4276-nucleotide messenger RNA. NCBI's taxonomy places the organism in Eukaryota, Ciliophora, Oligohymenophorea, Peniculida, Parameciidae. The record is from the annotation of a GenBank genome assembly.